Messenger RNA from Strongylus vulgaris, 336 nucleotides. The record is from the annotation of a GenBank genome assembly. Lineage: Eukaryota; Metazoa; Nematoda; Chromadorea; Rhabditida; Strongylidae.
AUGGCCAAAGAAGCAACUGACACUUUCUUGAACACAACAGGUUGGGGUAAAGGUAUUCUGGCCCACUCAAGGACCUCAGGUACUUGUUCAUUUUUUUCCGUUAAAAAAUACUAUUCCAUUCUUCCUACUCAGCAUACACUCUAUGUUCCUGCUGAUUUUGUCCGUGCUGGCUCAAACACAUUGAUGUUGAUGGAAUUAGAAGGAACCAAGACUUGUCAAAAGGACGAUUGUACGGUAUCAUUCAUAGAUCAUCCUGUCUUUGUGUGGGAGAAGAUAUACGAUUAUGAAGAAUGGUUUCGAUUAACCAUUGUUCCUAUGAUGUGUGGCGCAAUUUAA